CACGGGGAGACGGCAAGGUUGACAGCUCACAGGACGACGGCAAACAGGCAAACAAAACUGGAAUGAUCCAACAGAGACAAAGGAAACACUGGGGUUAAAUUCAGGAGGUAAUGAGUAACGUGGAACAGGUGAGACAUCAGGUGGAUCACAUUAGGGCGGGGCUGGACAAUCAGAGAAAGAAAGUGAAGCUAGACAAGAAUUGACACGACAAGACAGGAAGCUGACUAUCAAAAUAACAGGAAGUAGAACAAACAGACACUUACCGGGAAUCACAAGACAGAACCACACAGGACCGGGGAGAAAACAAAGAAACAAACACAGGGAAGGCCAAACGGGGAAAAUAACCCCCAACAAAACCCCAAACCACAACAAUUGGAUCAUUAUAAGACAUUUGCUGAAUCUUAAAAGCUCUUGCAAUGCUACACCACAAGGUAUUGCUUUUUGUGGUUUUGGUCUCAGUGGAUCAUGUAUCCUUUGCUGAUCAUACAUCCCUAGUUGAAGCUGAUCAUUCUUCAGUUACAGCGAAAGAGAAGCACACCAUCACAGAAGCCACAAAGGAUGUUAAGAAGACUCCAACACUCACCAUGACAAACUUUGAUCAUUUGGAAAAAUUAAGGAAGAGGUCGACAUAUGUUGCAGGGAGCUGUAAAGAGAUCCGGGACAGAUAUAAUGAACAAGAAGAUGGAUUAUACUAUCUGACCACUGCUAAUGGCAUGGUCUAUCAGACCUUUUGUGAUAUGACCACAGCGGGAGGCGGCUGGACGCUAGUGGCGAGCGUCCAUGAGAACAGUGUAUAUGGAAGGUGCACAGUGGGUGAUCGCUGGUCGAGUCAGCAGGGCAACAAUGCUGAACUUCCAGAUGGAGAUGGGAACUGGUCCAACAGAAACACCUUUGGAGCAGCAGAGGGCGCCACCUCGGACGAUUUUAAGAAUCCAGGUUACUAUGAUGUAGUAGCAGAGGACAUGUCUGUGUGGCACGUUCCCAACAACUUUCCACUGGAACACUGGAACCAGGCAGCCAUCCUCCGCUACCACACUGACAACCACUUCCUCAGCCUGUAUGGAGGGAACCUCUUUCAGCUUUUCAAGCAAUAUCCAGUGAGAUACAACGUUGGCUCCUGCAGCAACAGAGGGCCAGCUAUUCCCAUUGUGUACGACCACGGAGACAGAGUGUCGACCAGAAUGUUGUAUGGACCCAAUCCUAGAGGGGAGUUUGAACCAGGUUUCAUCACAUUUAGAGCAAUAAACAAUGAACGUGCAGCCAUGGCUAUCUGCUCCGGGGUCAAGCCGAUCACGGGAUGCAACACUGAGCAUUACUGUAUAGGAGGAGGUGGAUAUUUCUACCCUGACCAGUGUGGGGACUUCCCAUCCUUUGACUGGGACAGACUGGGAAGGGAGCAAGGCUGGAGCGCUUCCAAAGAGAUGACUGAGUCUGCGGUUUUACUGUUCUACCGCUGAGAGGGUUAUUUGUACAUAUUUGUGAUGUUUUAAACAUUUGAGUAUUAUGGCAUGUCAGUUCAAACAUCACAGUUGUAGUCAACUAGAUUUCAAUUACGGUAAAAUCAGGUUAAUUUGUAAAGCUCCUAAUCACAUUGUAUCUAAAUUUUCUUAGCAGGAGCCUUGGGUUUCUGCUUGUGUUGUUGUUUGUAAAGAAGAUCUAAUAUUGCAGCAAACAGGCUUUUGUAAUUAAGUUGCACACCAGCAGAUGGCGCUAUAAAUUGCAUAUUAAAAUAAAACACUAAACUUUG
Molecule: messenger RNA, 1747 nt
Organism: Etheostoma spectabile (orangethroat darter)
Lineage: Eukaryota; Metazoa; Chordata; Actinopteri; Perciformes; Percidae
Product: intelectin
Exons: 8
Coding region: 417-1457 (346 amino acids)
Molecular function (GO): oligosaccharide binding
Source: RefSeq, a predicted model, not a curated record